Messenger RNA from Yamadazyma jaroonii, 1224 nucleotides. Lineage: Eukaryota; Fungi; Ascomycota; Pichiomycetes; Serinales; Debaryomycetaceae. The record is from the annotation of a GenBank genome assembly.
AUGCCUGACAAAAUUAAAGUUAAGAAUCCUAUUGUGGAAAUGGAUGGAGAUGAAAUGACCAGAAUUAUCUGGCAAUUCAUCAAAGAUAAAUUAAUUUUACCUUAUUUAGAUGUUGAUUUGAAAUAUUAUGAUUUAGGUAUCGAAUAUAGAGAUGAAACUGAUGAUAAAGUUACUAGUGAUGCUGCUGAAGCUAUUUUAAAAUAUGGAGUUGGUGUUAAAUGUGCCACUAUUACCCCAGACGAACAAAGAGUUGAGGAAUAUAAAUUGAAAAAAAUGUGGUUAUCUCCAAAUGGUACAUUAAGAAAUGUUUUAGGAGGUACAGUUUUCAGAGAACCAAUUGUUAUUGACAAUAUUCCAAGAAUCGUUCCAUCUUGGGAAAAACCAAUUAUCAUUGGUAGACAUGCAUUUGGUGAUCAAUAUAAAGCUACUGAUAUUAUAAUUGAUCAACCAGGUGAAUUGGAAUUAGUUUUUAAACCAAAGAAUGGUGAACCAAAAACUUAUAAAGUUUAUGAAUAUGAUGGUAGUGGUGUUGCUAUGACCAUGUAUAACACUGAUAAAUCAAUUACCGAUUUUGCUGAAUCAUCAUUUAAAUUUGCUUUAGAUAGAAAAUUGAAUUUAUUCUCAUCAACUAAAAAUACCAUUUUAAAGAGAUAUGAUGGUAGAUUUAAAGAUAUCUUUGAAGGAUUAUAUGAAAGUAAAUAUAAAGCCGAAUUUGAAAAAAAUGGUAUCUGGUAUGAACAUAGAUUAAUCGAUGAUAUGGUUGCCCAAAUGUUAAAAUCUAAAGGUGGAUAUGUUAUUGCUAUGAAGAAUUAUGAUGGUGAUGUUCAAAGUGAUAUUGUUGCCCAAGGAUUUGGAUCUUUAGGUUUAAUGACUUCAGUUUUAAUGACACCUGAUGGAAAAGCUUUUGAAAGUGAAGCUGCUCAUGGUACAGUUACCAGACAUUAUAGACAACAUCAACAAGGUAAAGAAACUUCAACUAAUUCAAUUGCUUCAAUUUAUGCUUGGACUAGAGGUAUUAUCCAAAGAGGUAAAUUGGAUGAAACUCCAGAAGUUGUAGAAUUCGGUGAAGCUUUAGAAAAAGCUGUUAUCGAUACUGUUGCUUUAGAUAGUAUUAUGACUAAAGAUUUAGCAUUAACUCAAGGUAAAACUGAUAGAUCCUCAUAUGUUACCACUGAAGAAUUUAUUGAUGCUGUUCAAACUAGAUUGAACAAAAAUUUAGCUUAG